AUGGCGUACUACAAUCAAGGACCAGGCAACGGUUACGGCUUUCAAGGGGAUUCGAGCAGUUCAUCAGGGCCACCGCCCUCGAGCCAUCAUGUCAACUCCGAGUCGCAGCAUCACCAUUACCCGUCACACCCUGCAGCAGGUCCGUCUAUGCAGCAAAGCUAUCGACUCUUCAGCAGUGCGGGAGCAGGACCAAGCGGCUCUGGCGUGGAACGUAGUGCGGCCGGCUACCCAUGUCCCAAUUGCGGCAAGGCUUUCGCAAGAGGUGAGUGUAUGCGUGCUGGUCGCGCUCAGAUGUCACCAAAAUGGAGCAGUGGCUGGACGGCUAGCCUUGAGCCCACGAAUACAGGAAUCGGAGUGUUCUCGUCGCCUCUCUUCGACUCGAGCUAGCACGUCAGCUGACACGCCCGCACCCUUCUGGAUUUAAGAUGACUUGCUGCGUCGACAUUUGGCCCGCGAAGCGCGCGCCAUGGCUCAGCCUUCUUUUGACAGGCAAAAAUCUUGUCAGUCUUGUGCUGCGAGCAAGGCAAGGUGUGACCUAGAGGUGCCUACAUGCGGGCGGUGUCGGGCGAGGGGCAAACUUUGUGUGAGUCAGCAGUUCGAUGACCUCAAGCGUGGUUUCUGUCAAGAGAGCGAUCUCUUGGGCGAUAGCUGACACCGGCACUCUCUUAACCAGGUCUACGGCGCGCGCUCAGGCAAUCCCAACGUCAGGAGAGCGCAACGAGACUCGGCAAUGCCGAGUGGCUGGCACCCUGGUCAGCAGGUAGCAGCUGCUUCGCCAAGCUGGCCAGGUGGCCCUGGCUCCGGUUCCAUGUAUGGAGUCAACCCGGCUAGUACACCAUCACUUCCUCCCACGCCCGGGUUUGCGCCAGAAGGAUCGGGUGAUGAUUACUCGUCCUCAGAAGAUUCGCGAGGAUGGUCGUCCUCCGACCAAUACAAUCAGUACCGCAAUGCUCGCUCCUACUCCGUUGGAAAUAGCGACUCCGAAAGCUUAGCGAGCGACUUUCAUUCCCAGCAUGGAAGCUUUUCCUACGGAGACGCUGCGCAUCAGCAGCAACGGCCACCGGGAGGCGCGACGCUCGUCUCGAGCUUCGCGCCCUCGUUUGCGCCUCCUGCUCGCACAGAUUCACCGGCUUCCUUUUCCCAAAGCGGCAGCACUGCCUCUCAACGCGGAUUCGCUCGCGGAGGCCAAAGCGGCUCCAUCGACACCAGUGUGAGGCCUUUCCAGGCGGAUGAGGGUGAGGAAACACCAAUAGCAGGAGGCACCGCCGCUGCUGGGAUCACAGGCCUGCCAGCCGCGCCUCAGCAUGCUAACACCAUCCCUGGAGCUAUGGGACCCCCAACCAUUCCUCGCGGUGCUCGCAAUGCCAGUGCGCCAUUCAGCGGCGAAUCGAUACCACCAACCGGCUACUCAAACUUCGAUAGUCUACAGGGCGCCGGUGCCACCGGCAGCAGACCUCAACCUCCAAGGCUGCUCACUGGUAGCCGUAUGCCAGUGCCAGGCGCAUCCACCCUUCCCGGCCUGCAGACGGCUUUUGGCAGUGGACGACCGCUGUUCAGUGCUCAAUUGGACCUAAGCGGUUGGCUCGAGGAGCCCGUCGUGCCGUCGCCGCUGUAUCGCAUGGGGCCGAGCCUGUCAGCCCUCGGCGCAGCAGCCCACUCUUUCCUCCCACCGACCCCGACCUCGGACGCUUCAGCGAACGCUACACGCCAAGCUCUUGGUGGUGGUGGAGUCCGCGAGGCUGGUCUUCGGUCCAUGUCGGACCCGACGGUCGAGAAUGCGACAAACAGCUCUGCCGAUGUUGGCAUGGCUGGCGAAGAUGCAGCGCAGCGCACAAUAGGCCAAAUAUCCCCCGAAGAGCUCAGUGCUCGUCAUUGGUGGCAGAAGCGCGACCUCGCAAGGGAUGCCGACGUGAGAGGCCAAGUCGCAAGCGUAUGUGCUGGGCACUUUACCCUUUAUCCCGCUCUACUGGUGCUGCCGGAUCCCACGUCACCGGUGCCUCCGCUGUUUCACAGGCCGUGGAUGGCGCAGUCACGCUUGGCUACACCAUCCACUCUGGCCAUCGCUCGUGUCAUCAUCGCAGGCUACCACACCCGGUUACCCGCAAGCGAAGGCUUCGUCUGGGAGCAGCUGGUGACACAAGCUUGCAGGCUUACGAGCCAAGUGGACAUCAUCGCUGCCAAUGGAGACGACAACGACGUAUACGCUGCUACUGCCGCACUCUGGCUCUACGUGGUUCUCCUCUUGAUGAUGUCGGAGCCACCGCCAGGAGUCAAGGUGCCAGCAGACACUACUCCCAAAUUCGACAUCUCGAGUCAAACACCACAUCAGGUACACGUGCAAGUCGUCGAUGACGGUUUGGUAGCCUUAUCCACGUUAGCGCGAACACUGUCUGCUGGGGUCAAAAGGCUGGAGGCCGAGCGCCAGGCAUCUCGCGCCGAGUUCCUCGCGUGGGGCUUCGAAGAGACUCUGCGACGAAUUCUGUUUGCGACGUACGCCCUGCUCGUCCUGCAACGCCUGAGAGAGAGCGAUGCCAGCGUCCAGUCAAAAUUGGCAGGUGCAGACUUGGUCUUGGACGUCAGUCUACCAGCCGGCGCGACCGAGUUCGAGGCCGGCGUGGAGCUGGAGUGGAGGGCGGCACAAGCAGCAAUCGGUUCUGAACGCCUGACACUCAGAAAGAUCCUUGCCGAAAGAGGAGCAGAAAGCCCGAGCGCGGUGUCUAAAGCCUACUUUGACCGACACGAUGAUUUCACAAACGCCGUCCUCACUGUAGCUUUCGCCUUGGACGACAAGCUGGACCCUAACGCUUGA
Ceraceosorus bombacis is the source of this 2809-nucleotide messenger RNA. NCBI's taxonomy places the organism in Eukaryota, Fungi, Basidiomycota, Exobasidiomycetes, Ceraceosorales, Ceraceosoraceae. The record is from the annotation of a GenBank genome assembly.